Molecule: messenger RNA, 648 nt
Organism: Talaromyces marneffei
Lineage: Eukaryota; Fungi; Ascomycota; Eurotiomycetes; Eurotiales; Trichocomaceae
Exons: 4
Coding region: 1-648 (215 amino acids)
Biological process (GO): ribose phosphate metabolic process; nucleoside phosphate metabolic process
Cellular component (GO): cytosol; nucleus
Molecular function (GO): ADP-ribose diphosphatase activity
Source: RefSeq, a predicted model, not a curated record
AUGGCUCAAUCAAACGCCCGUUCAGCACGAGCUUCCAAAAUCCUAGAAACAGGUCCAUUAGACCCUGCCGAAGCCAGAUGGAUACGACUGGGAAAAAUCACCUACACAGAUCCUCUAGGCGUGAAACGAGUAUGGGAAACCGCUGAGCGGCAGACACGCCCCAAAAACAGCACCAUCGACGGAGUUGGCAUAAUCGCCAUCCUGGAUACACCCCACGGCCCCGAAAUCCUCCUUCAAAAACAAUACAGACCUCCCAUCGACAAGGUCUCCAUCGAAGUACCUGCGGGCUUGGUCGAUGAGGGCGAAACACCCGAACAAUGCGCCGUGAGGGAACUCAAGGAGGAGACGGGUUAUGUAGGUGUUGUCGAGAAGACGAGUACGGUCAUGUUUCACGACCCAGGCCUCACAAACGCAAACUCAAGCCUCGUCCACAUACGGAUCGACAUGAGUCUUCCAGCCAACCAGAAUCCUGUCCCGGAACUGGAAGAGAAUGAAUUCAUAGAAUGUUUUACGGUUCCGCUUGCCACAUUAUACGAGGAGACGAAGAGACUUGAAGAAGAAGGGUAUGGGAUUGAUGCGCGUGUGGGCACGUUGGCGGAGGCUAUUGAGCUGGGGAAGAAGUACAGGUUUUUAUCUCCAUGGGAUUGA